GGAUGCUUACUAACUCAAUGUCUUUUUUCUCUUUCCAGAAUCGUGAACCCAGAUAUGGUUGUUCUAGAUGUGGCCAAACUAGGGUUUCUGAUGGGAGAUUAUAGACUAUUAAAUGACGUCACACAUGGAGACCACUGGAUCUUAGACUUCAGCAAUGCAACCAUGAAUCAUGCGCUACAGUUUACACCCAUGUUGAUAUCUAAAAUUUAUUAUUUUGUUACGUCGUGCCACGCGAUCAAGAUCAAAGGCAUACAUCUAGUCAACGUGCCGGUCUUUGGUCACUCAAUCUUGGCCCUUGCCAAGAAGAUUAUGAAGCCCAAACAUGCAGAGAGAUUGCACCUUUAUGACGGAUUUGAGAACAUUUUCAAUGUGUUACCUAGGGAAAUAUUUCCAAGUGAUAUUGGUGGGACUGCUAAUACUACUGUCCAGGAGUUAUCGGAUGCAUGGUAUGAAACCCUCCAAUCAGAAUCAUGGAAGCGAUUCUACGCGAACCAGGACAAGAACUUCUUCGUGGACGAGUCAAAAAGGAUAACGCCAUCAAAAAUCACAGACGACUUCGGUGUAGAGGGAACCUUCAGAAAACUAGAAUUAGAUUAAUUUAUACCCAAUUAGAGUUACAUUUAAGGCUAUAUUCGCAUGUCCCCAAUAAGUUCCUGGUAAAUUUAAUUGGCAGAUAGUGUUAAAAUGUAGAUUUAUGUGGUGGAUAGCUGCUAUGAAACGGACCAUUAGGAAAGUAAUAUACCUCUAGUUAGACAAUUAUUGUUGUGAUUUAAGAGUUUUUUCUAAGUAAUUAUGGUGUUUAAGCAAGUGCCAAUCUCUGAGCGAUUGAUGUCUGAAUUUGGUUUCGGUUCAUUUCCGAGGGCUGAGUACGAAUUUAUAUUACGUUGAAAGUAAUGAGACCGUGCUGGGCGCUCUGAUUGGCCGGCUCCCAUAAACCAACCAAUCAGAGUGCUGCGUCGAGCGCGGUCUCGCUUCAAUUAUUUCAACGUAAAACAAACUUGUAGUAAAGCCUCUGAAGUUGAUCAAUUUCACAGAAUACAGAAAUAGUGUUCUAAUUAAUUCUCAGAAUGAAUUUGUUAUAGUGACUGCGUCGUUACUAAAGUGGUUAUGUCGUAGAGCAAAGUCUACAAAAUUAUUAUUAACAUUUGGGUGAUUGAAAA
This is a messenger RNA of Spodoptera litura, 1160 nucleotides long. Its product is annotated as alpha-tocopherol transfer protein-like. Gene Ontology annotation, cellular component: membrane. Lineage: Eukaryota; Metazoa; Arthropoda; Insecta; Lepidoptera; Noctuidae. Gene Ontology annotation, molecular function: phosphatidylinositol bisphosphate binding. The record is from RefSeq and is a predicted model, not a curated record.